Molecule: messenger RNA, 1374 nt
Organism: Leptosia nina
Lineage: Eukaryota; Metazoa; Arthropoda; Insecta; Lepidoptera; Pieridae
Source: the annotation of a GenBank genome assembly
AUGGAACCAGAGAAGCCGUUUGCUUGUACAAUAAGAGAUUGCGGGAUGACAUUUACAAAUGAAGACCAUUUACAUGUACAUACUAAGAAACAUGAUAUGGUAUUGCAACUUGGAAUGGAGCAAAAGGCAGCAUUUGCAGCUGACCAGACUCCAACACCUACCAGAUUUAUAAGGAACUGUGAAGAAGUUGGUUUAUUCCAAGAUUUGCAAAAUGUUACUGUCAACCCCUUUGAUGAAGGCUUCAAGCGGGCUAUGGAAGCUAAGCAUGGUGUCCUUUCAUUAGAAACAUCAUCUACAGAAGACGUUCUUCACACACCACACCUGGUAUUUCCUCUAGACGGUGACUGCACUACAUACACUGCUAACAACCAAAGAAACAUAACAAUUAGCAGAUCAUCAAGUGACGAAUCCGGCGCAGUAAAAGAAUACGAAACGACAACAAUAUCGAAACUCACAAAUGAAGUUACAACAAUCAGUCGCCUCGUUAAACCAGAAGAAGCUAAAGUUGAUAAAAAAGAUGUUGAAACUGUCUCCUAUACAAAUAACGUAAUUAAAAUACACGAAAUACGUAAAGACGGCAUUGUGAAUAUAGAAAAAAGUAAGGAUGACACAAAAAAAGACCCAGUCGAUGCAAAAAAGGAUUCGAAUGAAGGAAAAGUUAUUAAGAACAAAAUCCCACCGAUUAUGAGCCAGCAGUCAUUAGAUUUUGUCGUUGACAGCCUAACUAAUAGUAUAGGUGAUGACAAACAGAGAAGAAAUGACGACAAAUCCAAUAAGAAUGGUGAUACGGAUGACGUUUUAAAAAAUGUAACUCACGACGACAUAGAAGUGGUAGUACGAUUACCUAAUGGAAAACGAGUAAAAAUGAAAGCAGUUGAAGAAACGGAGAGUAAUGCUAAGGAGAUACUUAGAAAUGUCUUACAGAAUAAGAUGAAAUCGGCGCCGACAGUUUUGAAUACAAUUGUACCGAAGCCUCUAAUUUCGUGCGGUACUCUUAUACCCGUUACUAUAAAUAGGCCUAAAGUACCGAUAAUACAAACAGUUCCUAUAGUACCAGUGAGUACUGUGAAAGUGGAAAGGGCUAGAACGAGAGAAGAGAGAGUGUUCGAAAGUGUUAAAGAUACAGUAGACGAUAAGAGGAGUUCGAGAAGUGCUGCUUCCAAACGUUAUAGAGACAGAUUAAAACAGCUGAGGCAACUCGAAUCAGUUGAAAUACAGACAUUAAGGGAUGAAAAUAUGCAAUUAAAUGCCCGAUUAGAGUUAUAUGAGCGACUACUAGCGCGACAUCUCAAGAAGUGCCCUCUUGUGGAAGAUGCUAAAUUUAUUCAACAAGAGCUACAGAAACUUCCGAAACUAAGAACUCAGAAAAAAUAA